CUGUGGUGGAGGAUCGCUAGGAGGGAAGAAGGCGGCGGUGGAGGCGGCGAAGGCUUUGGACCUGCCUCACUGGCCGGGACGACCCAGCCCGGAGCGGCAACCUCGCGCUUCUAGGUGUGCGCGCCGGGAGACUGCGCGGGGCACCCGGCGAGGAGGCGGCUGGCGGGCGGCCGGCGGCGGACCGCAACUCCAGCACCAUGGUCCGACUCCACUGGGUUUUCUUCCCGGCGGUAUUUUUGGAGAUGUCCCUUCUCCUCAGUCACCACGGCAGGAAAGUAUUGUUGGCAGAAGCUUCGUCUCAGCGCUCGGUGGCCAGAAUGGACGGGGAUGUCAUCAUUGGGGCGCUCUUCUCCGUGCACCACCAGCCUCCAGCGGAGAAGGUGCCCGAGAGGAAGUGUGGGGAAAUCAGGGAGCAGUAUGGCAUCCAGAGGGUGGAGGCCAUGUUCCACACGUUGGAUAAGAUCAAUGCGGACCCGGUGCUGCUGCCCAACAUCACUCUGGGUAGUGAGAUCCGAGACUCCUGCUGGCACUCCUCCGUGGCUCUGGAACAGAGCAUUGAGUUCAUCAGAGACUCUCUGAUUUCCAUUCGGGACGAGAAGGAUGGACUUAAUCGCUGCCUGCCUGACGGCCAGUCCCUCCCCCCUGGCAGAACUAAGAAGCCCAUUGCGGGUGUGAUCGGCCCAGGUUCCAGCUCCGUAGCCAUUCAAGUGCAGAACCUACUCCAGCUCUUUGACAUCCCCCAGAUUGCGUAUUCUGCCACCAGCAUCGACCUAAGUGACAAAACUUUGUACAAAUACUUCCUGAGAGUUGUCCCUUCGGACACUUUACAGGCGAGGGCGAUGCUUGAUAUAGUCAAGCGUUACAAUUGGACCUAUGUCUCCGCAGUCCACACAGAAGGUAGGCAUUGCAUCUGGGAAGACCAGGGUAUUGCAUGA
Ochotona princeps (American pika) is the source of this 935-nucleotide messenger RNA. Its product is annotated as metabotropic glutamate receptor 1-like. Gene Ontology annotation, molecular function: G protein-coupled receptor activity involved in regulation of postsynaptic membrane potential; adenylate cyclase inhibiting G protein-coupled glutamate receptor activity. Gene Ontology annotation, biological process: G protein-coupled glutamate receptor signaling pathway; regulation of synaptic transmission, glutamatergic. The coding region runs from base 198 to 935 and encodes 245 amino acids. The transcript has a single exon. The record is from RefSeq and is a predicted model, not a curated record. NCBI's taxonomy places the organism in Eukaryota, Metazoa, Chordata, Mammalia, Lagomorpha, Ochotonidae. Gene Ontology annotation, cellular component: postsynaptic density membrane.